Cladocopium goreaui is the source of this 255-nucleotide messenger RNA. The record is from the annotation of a GenBank genome assembly. NCBI's taxonomy places the organism in Eukaryota, Dinophyceae, Suessiales, Symbiodiniaceae.
AUGCGCAAUGAGGAUGGUUCGCUUGGUGCACUUUCACCGCAUUCAGUGGCCUCCACUCCCCCUCCCACCAUUCACGGUCGAAUGCGGCGGGUGCCGAGUAACGGCGCGCCGAUCAACGUGGCUGAGCAGUUGGUGCAGAUGUUGCAGAUGCAGCAGCAGUUGCUGUCCGCCAUUGGCCUUUUGGCGCGACAGGAGUGGUUGGUGCUAGGUGACCAACUUCUUUCUGACUUUCAGAGCAGUGCACAAUCCUAUUGA